AUGUGGUGUUUAGCAUUACUAAUGCUUCUUGUUCGUUUGCACUGUUUCUUUAAGAGGUAUACAUAUAUAUAUAUUACUUGCUGUGUAUCCAUUUCGCCUGUAGCAGCAAACACUAAGAAUAAUAUUGUUUUUGCUAUGUCCGGUCUACGUGCAGCUAGUGUGUUUUCCCCAGUAUUCAAGAGAAUGGCCUCUUCGAUUCCCAGUCAAUUCAAGUCUAUAAUAUACAACUCCCACUCCCUUGAGGAUUGCACAGGUGUGUUGUCGGUUCAUAAUUACAAGCCAAAGCAGGACUUGAACAAGUCUGUGGUGCUAAGGACGUUGGCAUUCCCAAUCAACCCAUCGGACAUCAACCAAUUGCAAGGUGUGUACCCUUCUUUGCCCGAGAAGACUCUGGAUUACUCUACGGAGAAGCCCUCUGCCAUUGCCGGUAACGAGGGUCUAUUUGAAGUCGUGUCCCUGCCUGAGCAUGGCGACCACGGUGAGUUGAAAGUCGGCGAUUGGGUCAUCCCUGUACAGGCCAACCAAGGGACGUGGUCUAACUACAGGGUCUUUGACAAGGCCUCUGACCUGAUUAAAGUGAACGGACUGGACCUGUACUCUGCGGCUACGGUCUCUGUCAAUGGCUGCACAGCGUACCAGCUGGUGAACAACUAUGUGGACUGGAAUGCGGAUGGUAAUGAAUGGCUGAUCCAGAAUGCCGGUACUUCUGGGGUGUCAAAGUUCGUCACGCAGAUAGCCAAGGCCAGAGGUGUCAAGACGCUGAGUGUUAUACGUGAUAGGGACAACUUUGAAGAAGUUGCAGAGGUCCUGGAGCAGAAAUUCGGUGCCACCAAGGUCAUCUCUGAGUCUCAGAACAACGACAAGGACUUCGGCAAGAAAGAGUUGCCAAAGGUGCUCGGCGACAAAGCGAGGGUCAGAUUGGCACUGAACUCUGUUGGUGGUAAGUCCAGCUCUGCGAUAGCUAGAAAGCUGGAAAGAGAUGCAUUGAUGCUCACCUAUGGUGGUAUGUCCAAGCAACCAGUCACCAUCCCAACGUCGCUACAUAUCUUCAAGGGCCUGACCUCUAAGGGCUACUGGGUCACAGAGAACAACAAGCGUGAUCCAACGGAUAAGGUCAACACCAUCAAGGGAUUCAUCGACUUGUACAAGCAAGGGAAGAUUAUCUCACCCGAAGAGGAGAUAGAGACCAUGGAAUGGGACGCAAACAACGGCGACGACCAGCAACUCCUAGAGCUGGUCAAGAGAGGAAUAACCGAGAAGGGCAAGAAGAAAAUGGUGCUCUUGAAGUGGUAG
This is a messenger RNA of Nakaseomyces glabratus, 1293 nucleotides long. RefSeq names its product enoyl-[acyl-carrier-protein] reductase (gene ETR1). NCBI's taxonomy places the organism in Eukaryota, Fungi, Ascomycota, Saccharomycetes, Saccharomycetales, Saccharomycetaceae. Gene Ontology annotation, biological process: fatty acid metabolic process. The record is from RefSeq and is a predicted model, not a curated record. Gene Ontology annotation, cellular component: mitochondrion. Gene Ontology annotation, molecular function: trans-2-enoyl-CoA reductase (NADPH) activity.